This is a messenger RNA of Saccoglossus kowalevskii, 756 nucleotides long. Its product is annotated as galactosylceramide sulfotransferase-like. Gene Ontology annotation, cellular component: membrane. Gene Ontology annotation, biological process: glycolipid biosynthetic process. NCBI's taxonomy places the organism in Eukaryota, Metazoa, Hemichordata, Enteropneusta, Harrimaniidae. The record is from RefSeq and is a predicted model, not a curated record. Gene Ontology annotation, molecular function: galactosylceramide sulfotransferase activity.
AUGUCACGUGAUGCAGUUUAUAUUACCAUAUUGCGUAAUCCCGGCAUACAGUUCGAAUCCCUAUUUUCAUAUUAUGCUGCUGGUAGACAUCUAGGAAUCACAUCUAGAGAUCCACUGAAAGAUUUCAUAUCAUCACCAGAAUACUAUUACGAUGCAAAUGUGGUAUUGUUUCCACUAAAAAAUCCAUUUCUAUUUGAUAUGGGAUUCGGUGCUGACAGCUGGGAGUAUGACGAGAAUAUCAGUGAAGCAAUCAAGCUGAUUGAAGACACCUAUUCUUUGGUUAUGAUAUGCGAGUAUUUUGAUGAGUCACUCAUUUUACUUGGUCGACUGUUAUGCUGGGAUUUGGAUGAUAUAGUUUAUUUUGCGCUGAAUCAACGGAUGCAAUCUUCACAAGCUUCUGGUAUUACACAAUCUAUCCAUGAUUGGAACAGAGGGGACUAUUUACUCUAUCAACACUUCAAUAAAACUUUUUGGAACAAAGUAGAACAGUUUGGUAAAAACAAAAUGGCCGCCGAGGUUGACAUUUUACGAACACGAAUCCGUGAUUAUUGGAGUUUAUGUAUCAUGGAGGUGACAGUUAAUGGUGAAGGGGUAUGGGCAGAGAAUGGGGUCCGAAUUAAAACAUACAAACUAAAGGAGUCAGCAAAGCAUAAUUCACAAUGUCAAAGAAUGGUGAUGCCGGAAGUGACGUACACUAAAUUACUACAAGAAGCGCAGUAUGCAAAAAUAUAUAAUAUGAAAAACAGUGUAUUGUAG